GAAUUUGGAAUCGAGUGAGCUUUCUGACGUACUUAACACAACACCCGGGAGAAGUUGCAGAGAAACCUGGUCCCAGAAGUGCUGUACUUGCCACAGAAAUGAGUCCUGCAGAUGCACUGUAUGCUGUUUCAGAGAAAGCAGACAGAAAAAAGCAGACAGAAAAUACCAGUGAAGAGGAUGGUGAAGUUUAAGAGUGCUAAUGACCUCAUGAGUAUGGAUCUUGCUGAACAGAUGGCAGAUGACUCUGAUGACAGCAUCUUGGCAGCACCCAAGCAGAGGGCGAGGCCGAGGUCGAGGGCAGAGCUUGGCCCCCCAAGGAGGAUCUCAGAGAAGCAGAGCGGGCACUGGUCUGAAUAUUUCUACUCGAAGCAGGGCUCAAGGACCACUGUGUCAACAUGCAGAAAUACGUCUAUCUUAGAUGCUUUUAAGUCUUCAAGACAGCAGCCCUCCUGCAAUGUUGCUACUAAGAAUUAUUCAGAGGUGUUUUAUUCUCAAGAAAACUAUUGUUAUUCUUCCCUUCCCUUCGGUAAUUGAGGUAGAUGAAUCAGAUGAGGAAGAAGACAUUUUCCCUGCCACUUCAAAGACAGAUCAAAGGAUGAUGAUGACCCUUUCAUGAGCAUUAAUUCUUUAAGAAGAAACAGAAGAUAAUAUAUUUAAUGAAACUUGCAAAUUUCCAAGAUAUAGGAAAAACUGAAACAUUGCAAGAUGAGUUCACAGUUGAGGAGUUUUUAACUGUUGCUCCUAACUGAGGAAUCUGAAGAAGACUUAACA
This is a messenger RNA of Chinchilla lanigera (long-tailed chinchilla), 771 nucleotides long. Its product is annotated as double-strand break repair protein MRE11A-like. The record is from RefSeq and is a predicted model, not a curated record. NCBI's taxonomy places the organism in Eukaryota, Metazoa, Chordata, Mammalia, Rodentia, Chinchillidae.